Molecule: messenger RNA, 1494 nt
Organism: Diaporthe amygdali
Lineage: Eukaryota; Fungi; Ascomycota; Sordariomycetes; Diaporthales; Diaporthaceae
Exons: 5
Coding region: 1-1494 (497 amino acids)
Cellular component (GO): cytoplasm
Molecular function (GO): oxidoreductase activity
Source: RefSeq, a predicted model, not a curated record
AUGAGGCAGGUAGAACUAAUAGCAGCCAGCGGAGUGACCACCGCAGAUUCUCCCGCAGUUCUCAACGUAAGCGACCACGCGUUCUCAGACAUCGAUGGAAACUGGACUGGUUUCCCAAAACAGUCAGGCCAAUCUUUAUCGUACUGGCUACAGGGUGUUCGAUGUGAUCCUUUGCUCGACCACAGAUCGACACCAGAUCUACCCACGUCUGCAGACAUAGUCGUCAUCGGAUCCGGCAUAACGGGAACGCUAGUUGCGAAGCACUGCCUUGAGACAUGGCCUGAAAAGAGCGUCGUCGUUCUUGAGGCUCGCGAGUUCUGCAGCGGUGCUACUGGAAGAAAUGCCGGCCAUUGCAAGCCAGACCAGUGGCGAGGUUUCGGCAAGUAUGAGAAAGCGUUCGGCACAAAACAGGCCCUGUCUAUACUGCAAAACGAGCAGGAGACAUGGGAAAACCUUGUACGAUACGUCCGCAAGAAUGAUGUUGACUGUGAUCUCUGGGUGGGAGAUACCCUCGACGUCGCCAUGACUCCGGAGGUCGCAACACUAGCCAAGGACGUUUUCGAGCGAUGUCAAGCCGCAGGAGGAAAGGUCGAUCACAUCAAAAUCACACUUGACCCAGGCGAGGCCAAAAGAAUCUCCCGCCUCAAGGGAGCACAGGCGUGUUUUGCGUGGCCUGCGUCGACCUUGCAACCGUGGAAACUAGUGGCUCACAUCAUGCAGAGGAAUGUCGCACAAGAGCCCCGUUUCAACCUACAGACAUAUACUGUCGUUCGGAAGGUCACAGCGAGUAACAAGCCUGGAAAUUGGAUCGUACAUUCUGACAGGGGCGAGAUCGAAUGCUCUCGCGUCGUCCACGCCACAAACGCGUACGGCGCGGCAGUUGAGCCCUCCCUACGAGGUCUAGUCAUCCCCACACCGCACAUGUGUAACAAGGUCGUUCCACCGACGAGUCAUGCCGGUUCGAAGGCAUUGAAGAAUUCGUAUGGGGUGUUGUUGCCCGACGGGGCCCUCUUUAGCGUCAACCCACGACCGACCUCCGAUGGGGUCAUAAUGUUUGGAGGAUCAAACCCCGGACAAAAGAAGUUUCAAGAAUGGCUGAAGGAACAUCCUGAAAGGUGGACUGACGAUGGCCUGUCCGAAUUUCCGGAGAUAACGGAAGCUGUCAAGGCACUCGCUGAGGAGCACCUCGAAGGCUGGGCAGCCGCGGUGCCGGGGCCUGGAACGCUGUAUGACUACAGCUGGAGUGGGAUCAUCGGUAACACAACUGAUGGUGUGCCCUUCAUAGGUGAGCUACCGGGGCUCCCGGGGCAAUGGAUAUGCGGGGGUCAUAAUGGGCAUGGAAUGGCGAGGACAUUUACAGCCGCUCCUGGGCUUGUGAAGCUGAUGAAUGGUGCGUCGUGGGAGGAGGUUCGUUUACCUGACCCCUACCAGAUCACAGCAGGAAGGUUGGCGAGGUUGAGACAAUCGUCGAAAAAGGAUGUUAUUGCUAUCUGA